Molecule: messenger RNA, 1479 nt
Organism: Candidozyma duobushaemuli
Lineage: Eukaryota; Fungi; Ascomycota; Pichiomycetes; Serinales; Metschnikowiaceae
Exons: 1
Coding region: 1-1479 (492 amino acids)
Biological process (GO): lipid catabolic process
Molecular function (GO): triacylglycerol lipase activity
Source: RefSeq, a predicted model, not a curated record
AUGCUUGUUCUUCAGCUAGUUCUCUCAUUAACAGUGGCUUUUGCCCAAGUGAUAAAACCAACGCUUCCUUCAAAAGACAGCUUUUACGAAGCUCCAUCAAACGUCUCUGACUAUGACGUCGGCGACAUUAUCGACUACAGACAAGCACCAUACAAGCUUCGGUCCUUGUACACCGAGAUGGAUGUCAAAGAAGCAUGGCAGCUUUUGGUGCGUUCUGAAGAUUCCCGUGGUGACCCAAUUGCCAUGGUGACUACCGUUUUGGUGCCUUAUGAUCCAAAUCCAUCAAGAGUCGUUUCAUACCAGUUCGCUCAGGACUCUGCAACUAUGGAUUGUGCCCCAUCCUAUCAUAUUGCAAGAGGAGCUAGUAUGGGAACGCUUGUCCAGCAACUGGAGACCCUUCUUGUUCUGGGGAUUCUCGCCAAAGGAUGGUAUGCUGUGCUUCCAGAUUACGAAGGUCCAGAUGGAGCUUUUACUUCGGGGUACCAGGCAGGUCGAGCUGGACUUGACUCGUUGAAGGCUGCUUUGAAUUCGACAGAAAUUACCGGCAUCUCUUCAGAUGCUAAAACGGCACUUUGGGGCUUUUCUGGUGGUUCUUUUGCAUCAACAUGGAUGGCUUCGCUCCAGCCUGAGUAUGCUCCAGAGCUUUCUGACAAUCUAGUUGGUGCUGCAUUGGGAGGAUGGGUAACCAACUGGACAGAUGUUCUUGCGGCUUCAGAGGGAAGAUGGUUUGCCGGGCUUGUUCCAAACAUUCUCAAUGGCAUGAUUAAGGCUGAUCCAGAUCUCAAAGAAAUCUUUGAUGCUGAGGUGAAGGAGGAAUACCAAAAGCGGUUGUACGGAGGAGCCGACGACUGUAUUUUUACCGCAGGUGUAAAGUACAUCCUCAAGAGUUUCUUCGAAGGAGAGAACCCCUGGUUUAAAAGCGGCUACGACUUUUUCGAUAUUCCAGAGAUCCAGGCCUACGCUGAAAAAAACGUCAUUGGCGUUCAUAAAGAAACCCCUCGUCCAGAAAUCCCCCUUUUUGUUUACCACGGUGUUCCAGAUGAAAUUGUGCCACAUGCUGCUAGCUACAAUGCUUUUAAGCAGUUCUGUGAAUGGGGUAUCAAGAGUCUUGAAUAUGCUGAGUCAACGACUACUGGACAUAUACUUGAAGCAAUUCAGGGCGCUGGUGCCGCUUUGGCAUGGAUCGAAAACAGAUUCAAUGGAGAAGCUCCUGUUGACGGAUGUAACCACACUGUUCGUACAAGCAAUGUGCUUUAUCCAGGUGCCGAUGCCCAGUUCCACCAACUUUUGAGGACCAUUCCCGUUGCACUCACAGGUCAGGAAGUAGGAGAAUCCACUAGGAAUAUCACUGACUCGACGAUGUUCACGAGAAUUGUACAGAAUACCGUUGGUGGAAUUCUUGGACUUGUGGGGCCUAUCCCAUGGAAGAGAGAUUUGACGGGUGUUCCUGAUGAAUUGGCUGAAAUGUGGCAGAGCUGA